Messenger RNA from Talaromyces stipitatus ATCC 10500, 1561 nucleotides. Its product is annotated as cysteine synthase (o-acetylserine (thiol)-lyase) (csase). Bases 39 to 1154 code for a protein of 371 amino acids. The record is from RefSeq and is a predicted model, not a curated record. Gene Ontology annotation, molecular function: cysteine synthase activity. Gene Ontology annotation, cellular component: cytoplasm. Lineage: Eukaryota; Fungi; Ascomycota; Eurotiomycetes; Eurotiales; Trichocomaceae. The transcript has 2 exons.
GCGGUCCAGAGGACUUUUAUUCCUCGAGCAUCUUCACAAUGUUCAAACACGGUCUUCGCACGUUUGCGACGACGGCUCUGCGUAGUGCAGAAGCCUCGACUGCAUAUAAUACAAAGGUCUCUACAGCUCAGGGAUGGGUCAAUGGCCUCACAGAAGCAAUUGGCAAUACGCCAUUGAUUAGACUAAAGCGACUUUCCGAAGAGACCGGUUGCAACAUUCUUGGAAAAGCCGAGUUCCAAAACCCCGGCGGUAGUGUCAAGGAUCGUGCAGCAUUGUAUGUCGUGAAAGAUGCCGAAGAGAAAGGACUUUUGCGCCCAGGCGGUACUGUGGUGGAAGGAACUGCUGGAAACACCGGUAUUGGUCUUGCUCAUGUCUGUCGGUCCAAGGGAUACAAGCUCGUUAUUUAUAUGCCCAAUACACAAUCACAAGGCAAGAUCGACUUAUUGCGACUCUUAGGUGCCGAAGUGUACCCCGUCCCAGCAGUUGCGUUUGACAACCCGCAGAACUACAACCAUCAGGCCCGACGACAUGCGGAGUCUCUCGAUAAUGCUGUAUGGACGAAUCAAUUUGAUAAUACCGCAAACCGACAAGCUCACAUUGAGACAACUGGGCCUGAAAUCUGGGCUCAGACUCAAGGCAAAAUUGAUGCCUUUACAUGCGCCACUGGAACAGCCGGUACUCUGGCUGGUAUCACUCGUUAUUUGAAAACUGUCAGCGACGGCCGUGUAAAGAGUAUCCUUGCCGACCCUCCAGGCAGUGUGUUGCAUAGCUACAUCCAAAGUGGAGGCAAACUCGCGGAACGGCAAGGCGGAAGUAUAACAGAAGGUAUCGGUCAAGGCCGCGUGACGGAAAACCUGAAACCCGACAUUGAUCUCAUCGACGACUCGCUCCAUAUUAGCGAUGAGAAGAGCAUUGAAAUGGUAUAUCGCUGCUUGGAUGAAGAAGGGUUGUAUCUUGGUGCUAGUUCAGCGUUGAACGUUGUCGCUGCCAAGGAGGUUGCUGAGAAAUUGGGUAAGGGUCAUACUGUCGUAACGAUUCUGUGUGACGGCGCAUAUCGUUACGCCGACAGGCUCUUCUCCGAUAAGUGGUUGAAGAGCAAGAAUCUUCGUGGUGUUAUUCCCAAACAUCUGGAGAAAUAUAUUGUACUACCAUAGAUUGUAUACAGCGACUCAAAUGUACAGCAUUGAGCUUAUUAUUUUGGCUUAUAUCAACUAUUCAACAGUCAAGUCCUUCGACAUUCCGUAUCCAUUAUAUGCGACUCCACGCAAAUUCCACAGCGAUGUUUCCUGCUGAGUGUUGCCUGCAGCGUCAUAAGCCCGACUCAGCAAGACUUUUCCAGUACCUCGCUCCAUAGGUACCGAAGCCUUCCAUAACUUCCAGCACCACUUAUCAUUAAUCUUACUUUUGGGGACACCCAGCUGAGCCUCGACCCAUGUCCCACCCCCAUCCCCGGAGACCUCAACCCGAGUAACUGGACCACAACGACCCUGCGGAACAGCGUACCCCUUAACCUCAACCCUGCGAUCCAUAGACAGCUUGACCGUCUCGCCAUCAUCUGGGG